AUUCAGUGUGGAAUUUUCAAACUUCCUUGGAAUCGCCUAUCCACUUAUAAGCCUCUCAGUAUCAGUGCUACCUUCACCAAGAUUGCCCAACUCGGUCCCCUUCUCAGCUUCAUCAAUGUCCAACUCGGCCCCCCACUCAGCUCCCCCAACCCAACGCCAGCACCAACAACAGCAACGGUUAUGGCGUUCUCCCCUUGUGUUUUCAGUCAUGGUUCCUUUAAUGGCGGCCGUGUUUUUGUACCAACUCGACUCCUUCCAGCCAGCUCACAUGCCUGUCGACGGCCUCAGUUAUCCGGGGGUGAAAGCACCGAAGCGAAAUGAUCGUAUAUUGCAAGGAGCGGAGCUGCUGGGCCUGGGAGUCCUCCCGGGACCCGAAGAUAUUGUUUAUGACUCUCGGUUGAACGUCAUCUACACGGGGUGUGAAGAUGGGUGGAUUAAGCGAGUCACGCUCAACGACUCGGUGGUUGAGAACUGGAUCAACACCGGCGGGAGGCCGCUUGGGCUGGCUCUUCGAGAUAAUGAAUUCGUCGUUGCUGACGCUUACAAGGGGCUGCUGAAGAUAAAUGCAAACGAAAUCGAGCUGCUAACGGAUGAGGCUGAGAGCCAAAAGUUCAAGCUGACAGAUGCUGUAGAAAUUGCAGAAGAUGGCAUGAUAUAUUUCACAGAUGCCUCAUAUAAAUAUGACGUAUCUGAGGUUAAUUGGGACUUUUUGGAGGGUAAGCCUUUCGGUAGAUUAUUAAGUUUUGAUCCCGUAACAAAGAACACUAAGUUGUUGCUUCAUCAUCUCUACUUUGCCAAUGGAGUCACAAUUUCCCCGGAUCAAACUUUUCUCGUUUUCUGUGAGACCUUCAUGAGAAGGUGCAGCAAGUAUUAUAUUAAAGGGAAGGAAGCCGGCCACCUGGAAAAGUUCAUCGAGAAUUUGCCUGGAAUUCCUGAUAACAUUCACUAUGAUGGAGAGGGGCUUUACUGGAUUGCUUUUGCCUCGGAAUUCACAAGACAGUUGGAUCUAAUGUUUCGAUAUCCAUUCAUCCGAAAGUUUGCAGGAAUUCUUUAUAAAUACAUGGGAUUGACACGUCUCAUGAAAAAUGCUGGGGUUAUGGCGGUUGAUCUGGAAGGAAAACCAGUUGCUCACUAUCAGGAUCCUGGAUUACCGAUGAUUUCCAGUGGGAUCAAGAUUGGAGAUAAUCUGUACUGCGGUUCUUUAUUCAAUUCCUACAUUCUGCGACUUGACUUGAAUAAACACCCUGCAGUGGAAACCAUGUGACCGAGGCGAAUACAAGACAUGUUGUUUCCAUGUUUUAGCGUCAAGAAAGGCUGCCCAGAGCCUUUGCUUUUUCUCAGAUUAUAAACUCCUGCACUUUUCCGGUUGAAGCUCUUGGCAGAUCUUCAAAAGUGACUGUUCGGGGAGCCCACUUUAUUAUGUGUAUUCACUUUUAGUAUACAAUUUAUGUAUGCGGAUAAUGUGUUAUUAUGUUAUUAAGUAUUAUUUUAUCUU
Molecule: messenger RNA, 1495 nt
Organism: Mangifera indica (mango)
Lineage: Eukaryota; Viridiplantae; Streptophyta; Magnoliopsida; Sapindales; Anacardiaceae
Product: protein STRICTOSIDINE SYNTHASE-LIKE 7-like
Exons: 5
Coding region: 116-1264 (382 amino acids)
Biological process (GO): biosynthetic process
Molecular function (GO): strictosidine synthase activity
Source: RefSeq, a predicted model, not a curated record